UUUUCAAAGUUUCAAAAUCAUUUCUCUUAACGUUGUUUGUUUAAAGAGAAGAAAGGUUUCAAAAAUAUCAUCACGCUACCUGUAACAACCUCCAUUACAGCUUCUUUUCUUUCUUUUUUAUUUAGUUGUGUACGGCUCAGCCGGCUAUUUAUCUGUGAGUUUAAGGAGAGAGAUAAGAGUUUGAUCGGAAGUUCGUGGAGAGAAAAUGAACGUGGUGGGGAGACAGAUGACAAGAUCUAAUACCACGGCUCAUCACCACCGUCAGUACUCUGACAACUUCCUUGACUCGUCCUUCAAUGCGAAAUGGCUUCAAUCUUCAAACGUUCCUUCUUCACAGGAGUUUGGUUUAUACGGAGGAAGAAUGAGCAGAAAGUCACCGGACCCAACAACGCCUCCGCUUUCUGUGCGGUCUACCAGUCUCAGAAGGACUGGCGAUGACUACAUGUCGCAUGGUGAGCUCAGCCCUGGCCUGCUGGAUCUGCAUUCCUUUGAUACCGAGCUUUUACCUGAGAUGCCAGCUACCCGAGUACAUGAAUACUCCUUCCAUCAGACAGUUUAUGAUAAAAGUUUUGAUGACUCUGAACCAAACUUCUCUACAAACAAGCUUGCAAAUAGAUCACGAGGUGUUCCGGAGAGUAGCCUUCUUAAAAGUUUCUCAGCAGAUAAAGAAAGAUCCAACAAUGUUGCAAAGAUCAAAGUUGUGGUGAGGAAGAGACCCUUGAAUAAGAAGGAAAUAGCUAAGAAAGAAGAAGACAUCAUUACCAUAGAACCACAUUCCAAUUCUCUGACGGUUCAUGAAACAAAACUGAAGGUUGACUUGACAGAGUAUGUUGAGAAACACGGAUUUCUUUUUGAUGCAGUGCUGAGUGAAAAUGUUUCAAAUGAUGAGGUAUAUUCUGAGACCGUGGAACCCAUAGUCCCACUAAUAUUUCAACGAACAAAAGCAACUUGUUUUGCGUAUGGGCAAACUGGGAGCGGAAAGACUUAUACUAUGCAACCACUUCCCCUUAAAGCAUCCCAAGAUAUUCUAAGAUUAAUGCACCAAACACAUCGGAACCAAGGAUUCCAAUUGCAUGUCAGCUUCUUUGAGAUUUAUGGUGGCAAAGUUUUUGAUCUCCUGAAUGAUCGGAAGAAGCUGUGCAUGAGGGAGGAUGGGAAGCAGCAGGUGUGCAUAGUUGGUUUGCAAGAAUACAGAGUUUCACAUGUUGAGACUAUUAGGGAGUUGAUCGAGAGAGGAAAUGCCACAAGAAGCACAGGCACCACUGGUGCAAAUGAGGAAUCGUCCCGUUCACAUGCUAUACUUCAGCUUGCCAUCAAGAGAUCACCUGAUGGCACUGAAUCAAAGCCUGCACGACUUGUUGGAAAGUUGUCUUUCAUUGAUCUUGCUGGAAGUGAGCGGGGGGCUGAUACUACCGAUAAUGAUAAACAAACAAGAAUGGAAGGUGCAGAAAUAAAUAAAAGUUUGCUCGCUUUGAAGGAAUGCAUUAGAGCUCUGGACAAUGACCAGGGUCACAUACCUUUUAGAGGGAGUAAACUGACUGAAGUCCUCAGAGAUUCAUUUGUUGGUGACUCACGCACUGUAAUGAUAUCAUGUAUCUCACCAAGCUCUGGUUCAUGUGAGCAUACUCUCAACACACUGCGAUAUGCUGACAGGGUGAAGAGUCUUUCUAAGGGGAACAGCUCCAGAAGGGAUCCACUAUCUUCAUCAUCGAAUCUUAGAGAAUCAACUAUGUUGCCCUUAUCUUUGGCUUUACCUACUAAAUUAUUAUCCAAUGACAAUGUAACUGAUCUUCCCAAUGAAAAGAACAGGUUUGGGUGGGCCAAACAGAUUGAUCGAGAACCAUCUCCGCCCUCUAAUUUGGAUCGCGUUCCUAGUGGAAGAGCGGAUGGAAAUUUGACUGCAUCUGUACAUUUAGAUUAUUACAAGUCUCAAAAAGGUGGUCAGUAUGACAUUUCUGAAGACGAUUAUGAUUACUCUGAAGUGGCCUAUGAACAAGAGAAAACAUCAAGGAUUAAUAAUAAGAAGUUAGAGACUCACCAAAUGUUAACUUUGGAUGAUAGGCAGAAAACUGAUGCUGUGAAGAAGAGCAGGGAUAAUUCGCCCUUUGAGGCAAACAACUCUCAUUCAGACUACUAUCUUAAUGCCCUGUUGAAGGAAGAAGAAGAUCUUGUGUCUGCUCAUCGUAGACAAGUGGAGGAGACAAUAGACAUAGUUCGGGAGGAAAUGAAUUUGCUAGUUGAAGUGGACCAACCUGGAAAUCAACUAGAUGUUUAUGUCUCUAAAUUAAAUGCCAUACUUUCACAGAAGGCUGCAGGAAUUCUGCAACUGCAAACCCGCUUGGCCCAGUUUCAAAGGCAUCUGAAUGAAUAUAAUGUUUUGGUAUCAUCUUUCAGUAACUGAUUAAUGGAAGCCAUAAAUUAUCGCAAUUUUACUGAUCGGAAGUGGAAUUUGGUGGAAAUUUUGUUAUGAUGAAUAGAUGUCUUUUCUAGUGGAGAUUUUGUUCUCGGUACACGACCAUUUCUCCUUGUCACAGGUAAAAUCUUGGCUUCUGCAGUGGAUAUUUGGAGUGAAUAUUUUUUUCUCUUUUGAUUUACAUUACUGUUACCUCAAGUCAUUUGCUAUCUUGACUUGUGAGCUAGGGUAUUUUAAAACAGAUGGCAUCUCUUUGUCAAAGCUCAGCUGCAAUGUAAUAUUUUUAUUAGGUGAGACAGUUGUUUGGUUCCCAAGAAAAGGGGAAACAAAAAACAGAAUAGACAACACACGCCCUGUUUGUCAAUAAAA
Mangifera indica (mango) is the source of this 2782-nucleotide messenger RNA. RefSeq names its product kinesin-like protein KIN-13B. The transcript has 12 exons. Gene Ontology annotation, molecular function: microtubule motor activity; ATP binding; microtubule binding. The record is from RefSeq and is a predicted model, not a curated record. Gene Ontology annotation, biological process: microtubule-based movement. The coding region runs from base 206 to 2401 and encodes 731 amino acids. Lineage: Eukaryota; Viridiplantae; Streptophyta; Magnoliopsida; Sapindales; Anacardiaceae.